GACUGGUGUGUGUCCUUUCAGGAGGCUGUGACGUUUGGUGAUGUGGCUGUGCACUUCUCACGGGAGGAAUGGCAGUGUCUGGACCCUGGCCAGAGGGCCCUCUACAAGGAGGUGAUGCUCGAGAACCACAGCAGUGUGGCCGGACUAGCAGGAUUCCUGGUCUUCAAGCCUGAGCUGAUCUCCCGGCUGGAACAGGGUCAGGAGCCAUGGGUCCUUGACCUGCAAGGAGCGGAGGGGAGAGAGGCAGCCAGGACCUCCCAGGCAGAUUCUGCAGUCGGGACCAAGAGUGAGCAGGCCUGUGAAGACAUUGACCGUCUAAAAUCAGAAUCCCAUGUGGUCAUGGUCAAAACCCCGUCCCAGGACUUUCCCCAGAGUCCUGGCUUUGGAGACACCUCUGAUCCUGAGGUCUGUUCAGAGAGUCAGCCAACCUCCCUCUUCCAGAAAAACUGCUUGAACAUAGGGACUGUGGCUCCCAGGGAGACCUUUGCUGAGGACGAGACCCAGGGGUGUGGCGAGCGGGGGAGCGGUGGCCGCCUGGGUUGUCGACGUGAUCAAAGUCAGGGGUCCUUGCAAAGAUGUGACAUCUGUGGUAGGAGUUUCCAAUCUACUUCAGAUGUCUCUCUGCAUCAGGAAAUUAAUACACAGAAGAGACCUAACAGCUGCCAGGAGUGCCAAAAAAAAUUACCUGAUUGCUUACAGGGGAGACAUCUGAGUACCUUGCAUGGAGAGAAGCCGUAUGAGUGUGAGGAGUGUGGGAAGGUCUUCAGGUUGUGCUCACAGCUUACUCAGCAUCAGAGGAUCCAUACUGGAGAGAAGCCAUUUAAAUGCACAGAGUGUGGGAAGGCCUUUCGCCUGAGCUCGAAACUCAUUCAGCAUCAAAGGAUUCACACUGGGGAGAAGCCCUACAGGUGUGAGGAAUGUGGAAAAGCCUUUGGUCAGAGCUCUAGCCUCAUCCACCAUCAGAGGGUCCACACGGGAGAGAGGCCCUAUGGCUGCCGGGAGUGCGGGAAGGCCUUCAGCCAGCAGUCUCAGCUGGCCAGGCACCAGAGGACACACACGGGAGAGAGGCCCUACCCAUGCCAGGAGUGUGGGAAGGCCUUCAGCCAGAGUUCAACCCUAGCUCAGCACCAGCGGAUGCACGCUGGGGAGAAACUUCAGCUCCCAAGAGCCCCGGAUAGUCCCAGCCUGGUUGCACAUCAGAGGUUGCAUGCUACCGAGAAACCAUUUAAGUGUGACGAGUGUGGGAAGGCUUUCCGGUGGGUCUCCCGCCUUAGUCAGCAUCAGCUGACGCAUACUGGAGAGAAACCUUAUAAAUGCAACAAGUGUUCAAAGGCCUUUGGUUGCAGCUCACGGCUUAUUCGCCACCAAAGAACUCACACUGGAGAAAAACCAUUUAAGUGUGAUGAAUGUGGGAAAGGCUUUGUCCAGGGCUCACACCUAAUUCAGCAUCAGAGAAUUCACACUGGAGAGAAGCCCUAUGAGUGCAGUGACUGUGGGAAGGCCUUCAGCCAGAGCUCAAGCCUCAUUUACCAUCAGAGGAUCCAUAAAGGGGAGAAGCCCUACGAGUGCCUCGAAUGUGGAAAAGCCUUCAGUAUGAGCACACAGCUCACAAUACACCAGCGGGUGCACACGGGGGAGAGGCCCUAUAAGUGCAGUGAAUGUGGAAAAGCCUUUAGUCAGAACUCCACCCUUUUCCAGCACCAGAUCAUUCACGCUGGGGUGAAGCCCUAUGGAUGCAGUGAGUGUGGGAAAGCCUUCAGCCGGAGCUCGUACCUCAUCGAGCACCAGAGGAUCCACACUCGAGCCCAGUGGUACCACGAGUAUGGGAAUACUCUGGAAGCUUCUACCCACAUGAGCCGUAAGAAAGUUAAUACUGUAAAGAAACUUCAUAAAUGUAAUGAAUGUGAAAAAAUAUUCAGAUGGCGCUCGCAUCUAAUUAUACACCAGAGAAUUCACACUGGAGAGAAACCUUAUAAAUGUAAUGAAUGUGGCAAAGCUUUUAAUAGGAGCUCAAGGCUUACUCAGCAUCAGAAAAUUCACAUGGGAUAG
Messenger RNA from Lipotes vexillifer (Yangtze River dolphin), 2049 nucleotides. It is a transcript of the gene ZNF7, whose product is annotated as zinc finger protein 7. The transcript is spliced from 3 exons. Bases 115 to 2049 code for a protein of 644 amino acids. Gene Ontology annotation, molecular function: DNA-binding transcription factor activity, RNA polymerase II-specific; RNA polymerase II cis-regulatory region sequence-specific DNA binding. NCBI's taxonomy places the organism in Eukaryota, Metazoa, Chordata, Mammalia, Artiodactyla, Lipotidae. The record is from RefSeq and is a predicted model, not a curated record. Gene Ontology annotation, biological process: regulation of DNA-templated transcription.